AUGUUUUCUUUUCUUCUUUUUUCUGCUAGAUCAAAUAAAAUACUUCAACGAAUUGCUCCUCUUUUUAACGGAAAUAACGUUACAUUUCAAACAAUGCAGAAAGUUAGUCUUUCUUACACUAAUCAUCCACUAUUUACAUCAAAAUCACGAUUUACCUUUGGCGACCUCGAUAUAAACAGUAUCAAAUUUACAAAUUCUUAUGCAAAGAUAAUAAAAGGCAAUUUUAAUAACAUUAACAUUCGAAAUUGCGUAUUUUCAAAUUCAAAAUCUCCUCUCGAAGUCAAAUCAGGAAUUGUUUACCAGCAUGAAAUUAAGGAAGGCAUGAUAUUAACCAGAAAGAACAUUUCGUUAGUUAUUUCCUCAAGCGUUUUCAAAGAUUUAAGUACACACAAAAAACAACGCGGAGGAGCCAUUACAGCUACAGAAACAGCCAUCGCAGUAGCAAGAUGUCUAUUUGAUAAAUGCAAUUCUAUUGAUGGCGGCGCAAUUUACUGCGAAACUGUUGGAUUAGAACUACGCUACGUUGGAUUUCAUAGCUGCAAUUGCCCUCUUAAUGGUGGCGCUAUAUAUUUGAAUGCUUCUUUUGUUGAUGCAAAAAUGAUUGAAUUCAUAAACGGAGAAGCAAAAUUUGGAGCGGCGGUCUACGCAAUAAAUUCUCAAAUCGAAAUGAAUAAAGUAUCUGUUACAGGAAACACUGCUAGCGAAGGCGCAUUUUUCAUAGAAAAUACAGAAAUUUUAUUUAAUGAAACAUUCUUUACGAACAACAGAGGAGGACUGACAUCAAGUACUGCCGCAAUCUUCUUCCAAAACUCUCCUAUUGAAAUUGCUUCUGUUCAUUUCCAAAAUAACACAAAUCCAAGUGGCCCGUCCAUUUUAAGAGCAAAAGGUAAUUCUACUUUAAGGGUUAUCGAGUCUUCAUGCUUUCCAAAGAAUUAUAAGCUUCCAAUUCAUGCAGAAGGAGAAUCUAAAAUUAUUCAGCUUGAAGAAUGUCCAGGAGUGACAGAUACUAUGCUAGAUACAGAGGAAUCUGAUAGAGUUGAACUUGUUAUCAAGAAUAGCACUGGUUCCUUUGGAUUUGCUCUUGCAAUGUUAGCAAUAAUUAUUACCCCGUUUGCAUUGGCUUUUUCACUUCCAAGAUUGUUGUAA
This is a messenger RNA of Trichomonas vaginalis G3, 1146 nucleotides long. Its product is annotated as pectin lyase-like family. NCBI's taxonomy places the organism in Eukaryota, Parabasalia, Trichomonadida, Trichomonadidae. The coding region runs from base 1 to 1146 and encodes 381 amino acids. The record is from RefSeq and is a predicted model, not a curated record. The transcript has a single exon.